UCGGUCCUCCAGUGUGCAUGCUCCCCUCUCCGCAUCCUCAUCCCUCUCUUCUCUGCCUGCUUCUCCGAUUCUCUUUGUUCGGGAGUGCACUCUGACCCUUGCGGGGCUGAGCUGCUAUUGCAAGCCGAGGCCUGCCGCUACUGCUGGGGAAGGGGAUUGCCUAACUGUUUACGUGCGUGAGCGGAUAGCACCACCGGUAGAGCAGAAUUCCUGUACCUGCGGCAGUGGUGGGGAAAGGAGCCAUAGAGUCCUAUGACGGGAACGGCCGGUAUUGACGCGGCGGCAGGUCCUAGCUCAGCCGGGGAGCCCGUUGCAGUGGGUGCUGAGGUCCCUGAUGAAAACAACUCCACGACACUGGAAAUGUGAAAGAUGGGACAGCAUGAAGGCUCCCUUUGGUGUGCACUCACUACACUCGCCAUGACGCCCAGCAGAGGACUGUGGAUUUGAAGUGGGAAUCACUGCUCUCCCCUCAUGGCCCGGACUGGGGACAAGCCGGCCUGCUGACGCUAUGGGGAGCUGCAGCAGCUGUCUCAACAAAGACUCCGUCCCAGACAACCACCCAAACAAAUUCAAGGUAACAAAUGUUGAUGAUGAAGGUAAUGAACUGGGCUCUGGGAUCAUGGUACUGACCCAGACAGAACUCAUUCUACAGACACACAAACGUGAUGUAGUGAGGUGGCCGUACCUCUGUCUCCGUCGGUAUGGCUAUGACUCCAACCUCUUUUCCUUCGAGAGUGGCAGACGCUGUCAGACUGGACAAGGGAUAUUUGCUUUUAAAUGUUCAAGAGCAGAAGAGAUCUUUAACCUGCUUCAGGAAUUAAUGCAGUGCAACAGUAUUAAUGUUGUCGAGGACCCGGUGAUAAUCACACGAAAUGGACACCCCACAGAGUUGGAGCUACCCCGUACUCCUCAGACACCAAAUACUCCAGCAUAUACUGUUCAAGGCUUCCCUAAUGGUUUCCCAGGUUAUUCAGUCCCAGCAGAGCUCAAGUCCCAUCCAUCAAUUCGACAUCCCUCUGUUGGCAGCAUGAAACACUCUAUGAGUGAGGAGUCUACCCGUGCUUUGAUUGGAGCAGAGGAUCAGUCGCACACAUAUGUGAAUACGACCAAUGUGGAGAAGGAGCUGAAAGGAAGACAUUGUGUGCACUCUCUUCCUGAGGUACAUCCCUCCUACCAUAGUACAUCAGGAAGCCUUGGAAAUUACCGUAGUCACUCCAUGGAAGAUCGUAACCCACAGGUUUAUUUACAUCCAGGGGAAGUGAAGUUUGUCCUAGGACCAACACCAGCCCAACGAUGGAUGAUGGAACGAGAAGGCUUCUCUAGGUUUCACAGGGAGCGACAGGAUUGUAUGGGGCGCAACUGCUUUGGUGAUGUAGACCCACACUACAACAACAAUGAGCAAAAAGAAAACUGCAAAUUAGCUUAUGAGAACAUGAAUGGCCUUUUGCCCCCUGGAGCCCUUGGAUUCCGGCGUGGUGGCCGAUUUAAGUUUGGGGGAGAAGGACCACCUAUGAACAACUGUAACUAUCGUAAAACAGCCCUACUGCACUAUGAAAACCUCCCUUCUUUGCCACCCGUUUGGGAGUGUCAUCCACUGACUAGGGAAGAAGAGGAUGAAGAGGAAGAAGAUGAAAGCACGAUGACACCUUCCUUUAAUGGCUACCAUGACAAGUCCGAUCCUUUGUGUGACUAUGUCAACACUGAGAAUGUGACACUACAACCAGGUCUUCACAGAGCAGACUUUUCUCAGCAUCAGGAGUGUACACCAAAUGUGUUCAGUUUCGACUUUCGAAGACCGUACCCUGAGCAAAGGCAGCUGAACUACAUUCAGGUAGAGCUGGAAGGUGGGAGUGACUCUGAAAACCCUCAGACCCCCAGAUACCCUUGCACCUUGGUUCCCUGUACCCAGUCCCAGCGGACUGACUGCUAUGCUGUGAUAGAUAUUAAAAAGACUGCUGCUAUGUCCAGCUUACAAAGAGCACUGCCCAGGGAUGAUGGGACUUCACGAAAGACUCGGCAUAACAGCACUGACCUGCCUCUGUAAGACAGACUUCUAAAAUCCCCAUUCUGCUUUCAUUGUUGAGUGAUGUACCUGAACUUGGUUUGGAGACAUUUGUACACCACCUUUCUAUGUGUUGCUUGCCUUACAGUUUGCCAUAUCCUACAAGUUACGCUUCACUUCAAUUUUAUUCCAACUUCAGAAUGCGUGUCUGCACUGUUGAGCAAAGCUCAUAUUUGAGAGUCUUCUACCAGGGCAUGAACUGGUAAUAAAAAGCAGGAAUUCUCCUGGUGGCACUUCA
Protopterus annectens (West African lungfish) is the source of this 2300-nucleotide messenger RNA. Its product is annotated as fibroblast growth factor receptor substrate 2-like. Lineage: Eukaryota; Metazoa; Chordata; Ceratodontiformes; Protopteridae. Gene Ontology annotation, biological process: cell surface receptor protein tyrosine kinase signaling pathway. Gene Ontology annotation, cellular component: cytoplasm. The record is from RefSeq and is a predicted model, not a curated record. The transcript has 7 exons. Bases 509 to 2044 code for a protein of 511 amino acids.